Molecule: messenger RNA, 1473 nt
Organism: Linum tenue
Lineage: Eukaryota; Viridiplantae; Streptophyta; Magnoliopsida; Malpighiales; Linaceae
Source: the annotation of a GenBank genome assembly
AGUCCCCCGACGAUUCCGACAAGGCGACAAAACGUCCAACAAACAAAACCAGGGCCCUCCCUUCCUUCCCCUGCAGCCUCAAACUAUAACACGACUGCCAAACCAAACACCGGCGAUCGGCACACUUUCACCCCGGCGAUGGCCGCCACUCCCACUACCUACUGCUCUUCUCCCGCUCUCAGCGGCUCGCUGCCUUCCGUCAGACGUUCUUCUUCCUCUGUUUUCCCCACCCGGACCUUUUUCCGCCCCGUUUUCUCCAUUGACGCACCGCUCCCGAGGUUCGCCGUCUCCGCUCACUCCCCCGACGGUGCGAGCGGGCCUGGUCCACUCAAAUCAGCGUUGGAAGCGGAUUUGGGGGAGACGGGAUCGUCCUCGUCGUCGUCUUCGGUCUCCUCGUCUAUUGAUUUUCUCACCUUCUGCCACCGUUUGAAGACCACGAAGCGGAAGGGGUGGAUUAAUCAUGGGAUUAAUGGCGCUGAAUCGAUUGCUGAUCACAUGUACCGUAUGGCUCUCAUGUCUCUGAUCGUCGGUGACAUUCCCGGAGUUAACCGAGAAAGAUGUAUAAAGAUUGCAAUCGUCCAUGAUAUUGCAGAAGCUAUUGUUGGAGAUAUAACACCAUCUGACGGUGUGCCAAAGGCAGAAAAAAGCAGACUUGAGCAGGCAGCUUUGAAAGAAAUGUGCAAAAUGCUUGGUGGAGGAAUGAGGGCUGAAGAGAUCAAAGAGCUGUGGUACGAGUAUGAAAACAAUGCUUCCUUGGAGGCUAACCUUGUCAAGGAUUUUGACAAAGUUGAGAUGAUUUUGCAAGCAUUGGAAUACGAAACUGAACAUGGGAAGGUGUUGGAUGAAUUUUUCAUUUCAACUGCAGGGAAGUUUCAGACCGACUUAGGAAAAAGUUGGGCAGCCGAGGUCAUCUCCAGAAGGAAGUCCCACUAAGGCAACUACCUUUAAGCUGAUCUUCUUAUUAUGCAUCCAGUCCUUGCUCUCAUUUCAUGGCGUGCCAAGGUUUUGGAUGCAACUCUCACAAUCACCAACUCUUUAUCAAAACUAUCGGUUGAACGAUUGAUGAUCCGUGGAACGAAAAUCAAGGCAUUCGACGUGAGUAAGGACGACAUGUGGAAAGAAAUGUGAGGGCCAUCCGACAGUAGUAAGUGUUAACAUCAGACACUCACCGGUUUUUGAAAUUCGAUGUUGUUUAACCAUUCAUCCUGUGCUAAGAUAGUAGCCGACUACUUGCCUUGUAUCGGCAUAUGAAGUUUCCUCAUCGAUGGACGAUGGCGCAUCAUGUGACCGUGUAGACCAUUUUUUUUCUUCUGAACAUGGUCGUGCUUCUUCUCAUGGUGAAGGUUGAGCAAUAAGGAAUCUAUGUUUUGAUAUUGCUGUUUAAAAUACGAGUCCCUUCCUAGUUUUACCAUCCAUUAUUUUUUCAUUGAAUGUCGAAUAAGCAUCGUUAUAGAGGGAAGUGCAGUUAUUUUC